Messenger RNA from Eremothecium sinecaudum, 2658 nucleotides. RefSeq names its product replication factor C subunit 1 (gene RFC1). The transcript has a single exon. Bases 1 to 2658 code for a protein of 885 amino acids. Gene Ontology annotation, cellular component: DNA replication factor C complex; nucleus. The record is from RefSeq and is a predicted model, not a curated record. Gene Ontology annotation, molecular function: DNA clamp loader activity; ATP binding; DNA binding. Gene Ontology annotation, biological process: DNA replication; DNA repair. NCBI's taxonomy places the organism in Eukaryota, Fungi, Ascomycota, Saccharomycetes, Saccharomycetales, Saccharomycetaceae.
AUGGUUGAUGUUAGGGAGUUUUUUAAGCCUAGUAAUGACAGUAAAGGUCAGAAAAGGUCUAUAAAAGGCAAAUCCACUCCUAAGAAAGCUGUUUCAAAGGUGAAGGCGGUUCAAGAGGAACCAAUUGAUUUGGAUUUAGACGAUGAUGAGCUUGAUAAGAUUCUCACAAAUGAGAGUAAGAGUUCAAGUCAAGUUCAUGAUGUUUCAAGUGAGAAGAGUAUACUAGCAGAAAGAAAGAAAGAUUUAGAUGAUGCAAAACCAAUGCGUGAUGAGAACCCAUUGAAGCCGGAGUUUAAGUCAUCUGCACCAAAAGUUGUUAGGGCUAAAAAGUCUGUCGAGAAAACGGACUUUGAACCUACUACAGCUUCCAUAGGUAAGAAAGAACACCUUACUGCUGAAGAAGUAUUAGCAAAAAUUCCAUCUAUUGAUCUAGAUAAGGUUCAUGUGAAAGAGAAUGUUACUUUUAACUUUGGCGGCGGGGGUGAGAGUAGUGGAUUGGUCCGCGAAGAUGCAAGUGAGGAGUUUGCCAAAGGUGCACCAAAUUGUUUAUUGGGCCUUACUGUCGUGUUUACUGGUGUGUUGCCAACUUUAGAUCGUCCUAAUGCUGAAGCUCUAGCGAAGAGGUACGGUGCUCGUGUGACAAAAUCGAUCUCAGGUAAGACUUCUGUUGUGGUCCUCGGUGAUGAGGCUGGCCCUAAGAAAUUAGAGAAAAUAAAGCAGCUUGGUGUAAAAGCCAUCGAUGAAGAAGGCUUCAAGCUUUUGAUUAGUGGAAUGCCUGCAGAAGGCGGUGAUGGUGCUGCGGCUGAAAAGGCUCGUCAGAAAUUGAAGGAACAGGAAGAGGAAGUCCAACGUGAAGUAGAGAAACUUGCCAAUCAAGAAAAGGAGCGUAAGCCCAAAGUAUCACAAAACGCUGAACACUCUAAUCCAAGGCCCGAGGUUCGCGAGCAAGAUAAACUUUGGACUGUCAAGUAUGCACCUACAAGUUUACAACAGAUAUGCGGUAAUAAAGCCGCAGUUACUAAGUUGAAGAACUGGUUACAGAAUUGGGAAGAGCAUAAGAAGAUGGGGUUUAAAAUUUCAGGUAGAGAUGGCUCCGGGAUUUAUCGGGCAGCUAUGUUGUCAGGGCCGCCUGGUAUUGGGAAAACUACAGCAGCUCAUUUGGUCGCAAAAGAAUUAGGAUACGAUAUACUUGAACAAAAUGCGUCGGAUGUGAGAUCUAAAAGUCUCUUAAACAAUGGAGUUAAGAAUGCAUUAGAUAAUACUUCUGUUGUUGGGUUUUUUAAGAGUAAAGACGAGAUCACCGGGACGAAUGGUCGUAAAUUUGUAAUUAUCAUGGACGAGGUUGAUGGUAUGAGUGGUGGUGAUAGAGGCGGUGUUGGACAAAUGGCUCAAUUCUGCCGUAAAACUUUAUCCCCAUUAAUUCUUAUUUGUAAUGAGAGAUCCCUUCCCAAGAUGAGACCUUUUGAUAAAGUUGUUUGCGAUAUUCACUUUAGAAGACCUGACGCCCAAGCCAUGAAGGCCAGAUUAAUGACCAUUGCCGUACGUGAAGGCUUCAAAUUGGAUCCGACUAUUAUUGAUCAAUUAGUUGCAGCUACAAGGGGAGAUAUCAGACAGAUUAUAAACCUUUUAUCUACAAUCUCUAAAACCACUAAAUCCAUUAGCCAUGAAAACGCUAGUCAAAUUUCUGCUGCUUGGAAAAAGAAUGUUGCCUUAAAACCAUAUGAUAUAACCCAGAAGAUGUUUGAAGGGCGUAACUAUACGGAAGCAGGCUGUGAACAAUUCCCACUAUAUAAGAAAAUGGAACUAUAUUUUGAUGAUAUUGACUUCACACCGCUGAUGAUACACGAAAAUUACCUCAACACCAGACCAAGUAAUUUGGGUGGUAUUUCGCAUUUACAAGCGGUUGUGGAGGCAGCAGAUUCAAUUUCAGAAGCUGAUUUGGUGGAAAAGAAAAUCCGAAGCAGUGAACAGCUUUGGAGUUUGCUUCCCUUCCAUGCAGUUAUGUCUUCCGUCAGACCUGCUUCUAAAGUCGCCGGUCAGAUGGCCGGUAGGAUUAACUUUACCAGUUGGCUGGGGCAGAAUUCAAAAACGGGCAAAUACUAUAGGUUAUUACAGGAGUUACAUUACCACACCAGAUUGAGCACCUCAGCAUCGAAGUUUUCUUUCAGAAUGAACUAUAUGAGCUGCUUGAAACGUAGAUUGUUAAAUCCCUUAGUAGAAGAAGGUACGUCCGGAAUACCCAAAAUAAUUUCUGUCAUGGAUUCUUAUUACUUAUCGAAAGAGGAUUGGGAUACGAUAAUGGAUUUCCUAGUUGGCCAUGAAAAGACUGAAGCAGUUCUUAAAAAGAUUCCUGCUGGUGAUAAGCGUGCGUUCACGACCAUGUAUAAUAAAACCACACAUCCUGUUGCAAUAAAUAAGACAGGUCUUUCGACUCCAUAUGGCGGUAAUGCUACCAAAGCAGUUCCGGACUUCGAAGAUGUUGUGGAUGCCGACGAUGAUUUGCCCUCCGCAGAACCUGAAGAUGCCAAAGAUGAGGACGCUGAUCUAAAAAAAGACAAGUUAAUAAAGGAGAAGAAGCCUAGAGCACCAACUAAAAAGAGAAGUACAGGGGCUGCUCCCAAGACGCCUUCUAAGAAGAGAAAAACCACUUCUAAAUGA